AUGAACGAACGCGACGAAAAAUGCAAUGGUGUGACAUGCGAUUGUAAAGGUUUGAAAGGUCGCCCUGGCACAAUUGGUCCUAAAGGGUUUCCUGGGGCAGAGGGUCCACCUGGAAACUUGGGCCCAGAUGGUCCAUCGGGGCGACCGGGUGAAAGAGGUGAUCCUGGCGAAUAUGGCGAGCAAGGCGAGAAAGGUCACCGUGGCGACCCAGGCGAGCAUGGUCUCUCCGGUAAACCGGGUCUUCGUGGCCCGACCGGUGAAGAUGGUCCUCAUGGACCUCGUGGUAUUGAUGGCUGCGACGGUACUCCGGGUCAAAUGGGUUCACCUGGCAUUCCAGGCAGGCUUGGUGGCCGUGGUGAAGUCGGUAAGCCUGGUCCUCCAGGUCCUCAAGGUGAUGCCGGUGAAGGUGGGAUCAAUUCAAAAGGCACGAAAGGCAAUCGUGGCGAACGCGGUCCUGACGGCUCGGAAGGUAUGCCGGGAUAUGAAGGCAUGAAAGGCUACAAGGGUGACACUGGCUUCUCUGGUGCUAUGGGGAGAAAAGGAGAAGAAGGUUUAAAGGGGUAUAAAGGCGAAAUGGCUGAACCGGCAGAUUUACAAUUGCAACUACUGGGACAUACGGGCGAUAAAGGUGAACCUGGCGAGGGCGAAGGUGCUGAAUGGAAACCAGGGAAACUAGUAAAGGGUUACAAAGGUGACAAAGGACCAAUCGGCUUCAACGGUUUCCCAGGUAUGCAAGGCGAAAUGGGUGAAUUCGGCCGUCCAGGUUUACCAGGUGCUCGGGGCGAUAUUGGCGAGCCUGGUGAAAGAGGUAAACCAGGCAAAUCCGGUGAAUCGGGCUUUCCAGGUGCAAAGGGAGUAAAAGGUGCUCCCGGGUAUAAUGGAUUAGACGGGGAAGAUGGCUUGCCUGGUGAACGAGGCGAUGAUGGAUUCGAUGGAAUUCCUGGUGUUCAGGGGCCUGCAGGUCCUCCUGGAUCCUACGAUCCAAACUUAGAUAUAUCACUUCCUGGCCCUAUUGGGCCUCAAGGUGACAUUGGUAUUCCUGGACCUCCUGGUCUGCCUGGAAUACCCGGAAAACAAGGCCGCCAAGGCCCUCGGGGUCCUACGGGCAUUCCGGGUGAUGCAGGCCUCGACGGUUUACCUGGCCGUCGUGGUAUCAGUGUGAAAGGAGACGACGGUGAUUACGGUUUAAUAGGAUUCCCAGGUCCAAUGGGUCCUCCAGGUUAUGCUGGACCUAUAGGUAAGGUAGGAGAGACUGGAGCGCCAGGAAAAAAUAUUUUAGGAUCUAAAGGAUAUCGAGGAAAUAUGGGUCUAAACGGACUUGAUGGCUACCGAGGAGAUCGUGGUGACGCUGGUUUACCUGGUGACAAAGGUGAUCCGGGAAUUGGUGUAAACGUUGUAGGUCCUCCUGGUCCGGAUGGUCUACCGGGUCCUCGCGGUCAGCCUGGUGACGACGGUCGUCUUGGCUAUCCUGGAAUAAUAGGGGAUAAGGGCAUUCGAGGUGAUGAUUGUGGCAUUUGUCCCUCAGGCCCUCAAGGAAGUCGAGGAAUUCAUGGUGAUGCCGGUUAUCCCGGAGUUCACGGUGACAGGGGUUUACCCGGCCUGACAGGAGAACGUGGUCCUAGGGGCAUGCCAGGUAGACAUGGCCCCACCGGCUUUAAGGGCAUGCGCGGUCCUGACGGUAUUCCCGGAGAGCCUGGCCGUUCUGGUCCUCACGGUCGCCCUGGUAUAGUUAUAACUACUGGGAACCGGAGAGAAGCUGCGCGUGGUGAUACGGGCGAUGUUGGCGAGCGUGGCACGCAAGGGCAGCAGGGUGAUCGCGGGCUAAACGGUCAUCCAGGACUGUGGGGUUUAAAAGGUGAAGUUGGAUCCCGCGGAGAUUAUGGAGACGCUGGCCGCCCUGGUCGUGAUGGGUCAGCAGGUAGACCAGGAGGCAAUGGUAGACCAGGCCGCAAUGCAACUACUCCAAAAAUAUACUUAAUUGGGGACCCGGGUUAUGAUGGGAGAAAAGGCCAAAUGGGAGAAUAUGGUACCAUCGGAAACAAAGGUCAAAAAGGAGAACCCAAUCCAGGAACUUUUUAUGAUAAUAGAGGCGACAAAGGAGAGAAAGGCUAUGAUGGAUUACCAGGCCUAAGGGGUCUUAAGGGCUUCCAAGGCGAUGAAGGAAUACCUGGCAUGCCAGGUGACAUGGGCUUCCCAGGUCCUACAGUUCAGGGUCCAAUGGGUGCCAAAGGAUGGCCGGGUCUCAGCGGUGACAUGGGCUUGCAUGGUACGCCGGGGCUGAAUGGUCUUGAUGGUGAACCUGGAGAUGAUGGCUUGCUCGGCAGAAAAGGCCAACGGGGCGAUCCUGGACCAUAUGUUUUGCCCGGCGAUAUUGGUAUUGACGGCCGAUCUGGUCCAAAGGGUGAAAUGGGCGAUAUUGGCUUUCCUGGGCUGCCAGGACCAACAGGGAAGCCCGGCGUGAAAGGCGUGAAAGGUACGAAAGGCGAUAACGGUCCUCAGGGCUUGCAAGGACUUUCUGGAAGUAAAGGACAACGUGGCGAUAUACAACCAGGCUAUUCUGGCUUAGCCGGAGCGCCUGGACGGGACGGUAGAGUAGCUCCACAUGGACGAAAAGGUCAAAAAGGUGAAUCUGGGCCACCAGGACCUUCCGGUGUUCAAGGAGUAAAAGGUAGUAUUGGUUAUCCGGGGCGUAGAGGUUUGGUCGGCGACAAAGGCCAACCAGGUAUACCAGGUGCACAAGGAAUGCAAGGUUUUGUUGGCAUACCAGGUGAGCAAGGAGACCGAGGCGAAUUAGGGGCAGAUGGACGCCAUGGCGAUAUGGGCCCUAGAGGUGCACUCGGAUUGAUGGGAGCUAAAGGUGUAAUGGGCGAUUUUGGUUCUGUUGGACGACCGGGUAAUCAUGGAUUUCCUGGUCGCAAAGGUGCUCCAGGAACCCGUGGUAUUCCUGGCAGAGCAGGUCCUAAAGGUUUCCCUUCUCGCAGUGGCGUUAAAGGAGAAAUGGGUUUGCCGGGCUUUGUUGGACCUGUAGGUUACGAUGGGCUGCCAGGUCAAAAAGGAAUGCAAGGAGCUAAAGGCGAUGACGGAAUCGGUUCUGAUGGUUCACCAGGACUCAAAGGCGAAACUGGUAUACCCGGCCGAAAUGGGUUGCAAGGAUUGGCUGGUUUAAAAGGGCAACGGGGUGACUUUGGUGAAUUUGGUUUUCCUGGUCAAAUAGGUGAAGUGGGUGAACACGGUUUACCAGGCUACCCAGGUAAACACGGCGCGUCUGGAAUUAAGGGUUCCAUUGGUCCACUUGGUGCUUUUGGAGAGCAAGGUGCACACGGGGAUAUCGGCGAAGUGGGCUAUGCUGGUUAUCCAGGGAGUCCCGGCGACCGCGGAGAAUACGGUGUUGUCGGAGAAGUUGGUUCUCCUGGCGAGCAAGGUGAUGAAGGUGUACCUGGAAGACCUGGUGUAUUGAUGAUGUCCUACGCACCUCAAGGCGAUAAAGGCAAUCAAGGCUAUAUGGGUGAGUCUGGACCUAUAGGUGAAAGAGGUUAUGAAGGGAGUCCAGGGUAUCGCGGUCGCAAAGGAGACCGUGGUGACGUAGGCUUAGUAGGUUCAGCCGGAAUUGAUGGUAUUCCGGGUAUAAAAGGCGAGCAAGGUGAUAAAGGCUACCCAGGACCUUCUGGUCAAUCCUCAAAUUAUGCUGAACCAGGUGACGAAGGUGAUUCCGGCUACGAUGGCUUGCCUGGAAGGCCUGGCCGCACAGGUCCUAAAGGUGCACCUGGAGACGUUGGAAAUGAUGGCAUACAUGGGUCUGCGGGGCAAACCGGCAUAAGCGUCAUGGGUCCGCAAGGCAUGAGGGGUGAUGUUGGGUAUCCCGGCCCAAUGGGUCGCAACGGUCUACACGGGAUGACUGGAAGAAAAGGUGACCGCGGUGACAUGGGCCCUCGUGGUAUUCUUGGUGAUAUGGGCAUGAUAAUUCCUGGCAUUCGAGGAGAUAGAGGAGAGCCCGGACCACAAGGUAUGCGUGGUCAAGACGGUCGUAAAGGCGAACAGGGCAUGUCUGGUAGACCUGGCCGUUCCGGGCCAACAGGUCCUCCUGGGCCUCGUGGUCCAACAGGUGAUGCAGGUUGGAGCGGCAUUGACGGUUUAGACGGCCUAGUUGGAGAAGUUGGUGAGCCAGGUGUUACUUUUCCUUUUGAUUUUGCUCGAAAGGGUGACAGGGGCGAACCUGGUAUUGAUGGCUUUAAGGGCGAAAUGGGCGAGCUCGGUUUACCUGGCGAGGUCGGUUACCAAGGUGCUCAAGGUGUGCGUGGGUAUUCCGGCGAGCAAGGUUUAAUAGGUUUAAUAGGGCCCGAUGGGCCCAAAGGUGAUUUCGGCAUGAUGGGACAUCCUGGACGCACAGGUCUUUCUGGUGCUCCAGGACGUAAAGGGGAUAUGGGCAAUCCGGCACCACCACCACCACGUCCCAAGAGCCGUGGGUUUGUGUUCGCCCGCCACUCUCAAUCAGUACGCGUCCCUGUUUGUCCCGCAAAUACAAAUAAAUUGUGGGAGGGCUAUUCGUUAGCUGGCAACAUAGGCAGCAGUCGCACCGUCGGUCAAGAUCUAGGACAAUCCGGUUCUUGUAUGUUGCGCUUCAACACUAUGCCCUACUUGGUUUGUGACAUAAAUAACGUGUGCAAUUAUGCACAGAACAAUGAUGACAGCAUGUGGGUUUCAACAUCUGAACCCAUGAAUAAUGCCAUGACUCCAAUACAACCCCAAGAAGUGAUCAAAUACAUAUCCCGUUGUGUUGUAUGUGAAACUACCACACGAGUCAUAGCCAUGCAUAGUCAGAGUAUGUCUAUACCUGAUUGCCCAAAUGGUUGGGAAGAAAUGUGGACAGGUUUCAGUUACUUAAUGACAACAACUGAUAACACUGGUGGAUUUGGCCAAAACCUAGUUUCGCCCGGUUCUUGUUUAGAAGAAUUUAGAGCACAGCCGGUUAUUGAAUGCCAUGGACAAGGUCGCUGUCACUACUACGAUCCAGUUGCUUCAUUUUGGAUGGCUGUUAUUGAGGAACAUGAAAUGUGGCAAAUGCCUAGACAGCAAACUUUGAAAGCCGAUCAGACGAGCAAAAUUAGCAGAUGCACUGUCUGCCGACGAAAGAACGAUUCAUAUAUAACACGUUUGACACCUGUAGACUCAGCGGCCUAUGAAUUUAGAAGGGGUUAUGAAAGGCUAGCACCAGCUCCACCACCGCCACCGCCGGGUCCAUACAGACGUCCCCAUAAUCGACGUCCCUAUAAUCGCGGGCGCUAUCCACGUGAAGACACAACGGCACCCUAAAAUUUUGUAUAAACUUUUUCAUUUCCCUUCAAGUCUAAACUAAUUUAAGUAGAAAUUAAAAAUUUUUAAUGAAAAACAUCAAAAUUAUUUAACUAAUAAUUGCUUUAAGUUACGCAAUGAAUUUCUGCCAA
This is a messenger RNA of Glossina fuscipes, 5441 nucleotides long. RefSeq names its product collagen alpha-1(IV) chain (gene vkg). Gene Ontology annotation, cellular component: collagen trimer. The coding region runs from base 1 to 5310 and encodes 1769 amino acids. NCBI's taxonomy places the organism in Eukaryota, Metazoa, Arthropoda, Insecta, Diptera, Glossinidae. The record is from RefSeq and is a predicted model, not a curated record. Gene Ontology annotation, molecular function: extracellular matrix structural constituent. The transcript is spliced from 9 exons.